AUGAUUCUGCACCGCUCAGCUGCUGUGAAUGAACUUGUCGUGGAGGUGAUUCGGACUAAACUUUUGGCCGCGCACGGAUAUGAACUCUAUCUUAUUUUACUGACUAAAGCUGUGACAAGAAAGACUGAGUUUGAGGGCCACUCAGCGGACAGUGACCCCGCAUGGAGGAUGAGGAGGAUGAUGUGUUUGAGCCAGACCUGCCCUGCUGGCAAUCCUCAUUCAGAGAGAUAA
Molecule: messenger RNA, 231 nt
Organism: Knipowitschia caucasica
Lineage: Eukaryota; Metazoa; Chordata; Actinopteri; Gobiiformes; Gobiidae
Source: the annotation of a GenBank genome assembly